UCGUGGGAACCGCCUUGUUGCUGCUCCAAAUCGGCACAUAUCUACUACUACUACUCUUACUAUUUUCACGGCAGCUUUGUGUAAUCGCAUAUUCUUUGUGCUGAACAUGCAUCCUCAUUUAUACUAUUCUUGGAUGUAGAGAAGGUCCAACUUUCUCAGAUAGCUCGCCUUACUUUUUUCCUGCCCAUUGACCCCGAUUGUCUCCUUCGCUUUCUUUAUAUCGGUUGACGGCCUGGUUGAAGCCUGUCUUAAUACUGCCGAAGCCACUCCCAGAGUAGCUUGCCCCCUUUCGUUUCUCCUUUCUGCAUCGUGCUCUCAUGAUAUUCCUCGCCUCUGCUGCAAUGGACACAGAGAGCACACACGCCCAAGAUAACGACUAUACCCAGUCGCCUUGGCUGGAUUUGGGCGGUUUCAGCCCUUCGCAACAGUCACCACCGCUUGAUUACCAUGGGUUUGGGUACGGCAUGCUGCCUUUGGAGUCGGCGUACGGGGUAUCUGUACCACCCCCGUAUGCAUCACUCCCAUUAACUAUGCCCUCGAAUACGUGGCCCAGUAUGAUGUCGACUCACCCUCAGCUCCCUUUUCCAGAGGGAAGCGUGCCGCCUGUACCCAUACCAGCAGCGGUAUCGCCAGUCACACAUAAUCCACCACCGCCGCCGCCUCCACCGCCACCGCCUCGCAAGUCAUCAACGAGUAACUCGACACCACGGAGGACGCUUACGGAUGAUGAUCGUCGGCGUAUGUGCCUGUAUCAUGAAGAGAACAAAACCGCCAAGCAAACAGACAUUGGAGGUCAGUUUUCACGCUAAUCUCUUCUCUUCAUGUAGAUCAUGACUGACAUAACAUGCACAGCGAUAUUCGGAGUGGAACGAAGGUAAUAAAUCCACGCAAUCCCCUCUGAUCCUGAUUUGAGUAAAUCCUGUUCUGACACGUUAUCCAUCUGUUAAAGUACGGUGUCGA
Aspergillus pseudonomiae is the source of this 960-nucleotide messenger RNA. RefSeq lists its product as uncharacterized. The transcript has a single exon. The coding region runs from base 318 to 809 and encodes 163 amino acids. The record is from RefSeq and is a predicted model, not a curated record. Lineage: Eukaryota; Fungi; Ascomycota; Eurotiomycetes; Eurotiales; Aspergillaceae.